Mytilus trossulus (common blue mussel) is the source of this 3581-nucleotide messenger RNA. RefSeq names its product src kinase-associated phosphoprotein 2-like. The transcript is spliced from 8 exons. Bases 232 to 1542 code for a protein of 436 amino acids. Gene Ontology annotation, molecular function: protein binding. NCBI's taxonomy places the organism in Eukaryota, Metazoa, Mollusca, Bivalvia, Mytilida, Mytilidae. Gene Ontology annotation, cellular component: cytoplasm; plasma membrane. The record is from RefSeq and is a predicted model, not a curated record.
UAGUGGUUGCAUUUAAUCUUGUACAUGUACUUUUUGCUUUUCAGUCACACAACUUCACAAGGGCCGAUGAGCGAUGGAUAGUUUUGUCGAAGGGGAAGUGAACUACUUUUAGGAAACUCUCUCUCGUAUUUUCAUCAGUCUCGGAUCUUUUCAUGUGAUAUGGACUAAAAAAAAACCAGGAAGAAGGAAGAUAAACAUCAUCAGUAAAUUAUAAGAGAAAGAACCAACAUUAUGUCAGGGUUUCACGAAUCUAUAAAGUCUUUAUUAUCAGAUAUUGAAAAGUUUCUAAUAGAGACAUUGAAGAAUGAGAAAUUGGGAAAAUCUGCAAAAAACUAUAAACAAGAAAUAAUAGACAAAAUAUGCAAACUUAAGGAGGAAUGGCCACAAUUAGGAAGUGUGCACACAGCAGAACAAGUUAAACCAGCUAAAGACUGGUUUGGCACAUUAACUCGAUGGAGAAGGAACAGUCGUAUUAUUUCAUGGAUUGAUGUACCAAAAGAUGAUGAAUCAACAAGAACUGGUGGUAGUUCUAACACUGAUGAAACAGAAGACCCCUAUGCUGAUAGUAGUGCAGACAUACCAAAUGUGCCGGCCAUGGACCUUACUAAUUUCACAAAGGCUGGAUUUUUGGAAAAGAAAAGACCUACAGGUAUUAGUCUGAAGACAAUGCAAAAGAGAUGGUGUGUGAUUAAAGGCAAUAUAUUUUUCUACUUCGACGGUAAAACAUCAAAGAAAAUGAGUGGGGCUUUCAGAUUAUCAGAUUAUAGUUUUGAAGAAGCACCAGAGAUGGUGAAGGAAGAAAAGAAGAAGGAGCUAUGUUUUAAACUUGUUAGACCUGCCAACAGAACCUAUGAAUUUAUGGCUACAAGUAAAAGUGAAGUUGAAGAAUGGAAAACUGCAGUCAAACAAGCCAGUGUUGUUGUUCCUACUAAAAUCACAGAUGUUGAUAAUGAAGAUGAUGGUGAUAUAUAUGAGCCUGUUGGAGAGGAAGCACAGGAAACACAAGAAUUGUAUGAUGAUGGAACAGAUGGAGAUAUUUAUGAAGCAGAACCAGAGUCUUAUCCACCAGAACCAAUACAAGACGAUAUUUAUGAUGAGGGAGCAUCUGUACCCAUACAAGAGGAGACGUAUGAAGAUGCCUCAACUCCUUCUUUGCCAUCUGUACCUCCACCACGACAGGCACGUCCUCCACCGCCCCCAGUUCCUGAUGAUGAUCCAUACCAAAGCAGACCACUUCCACCAAUUAGGGAGCCACCUAAAAAGACAGAAGACCUCCCCCCACUUCCACCACCAAACAAAGUUGUGGAGGAGGAACCAGAAUCUUACAGAAAUGAGGAUGACUUUGAAAAUAUGUUUAUGGGAAAAUGGGAUUGUACUGGGGACAAUGAAAAAGAGUUGUCUUUUAAAAAGGGUGAUAUUAUUUACAUUAUAAAUAGAGAUUUUGAUGACCGCUCAUGGUGGGUUGGUGAACUGAAUGGGAAAUUUGGAUUAGUUCCCAAAAAUUAUCUUACAGAGGCAUAUACAGAGACACUAACAUUCUGAUCUUGAAAAUAUUUAGUGCACUUUUGAUUUGGACCUACCAAUAAAAGAUAUGGUAAGGAGAUAUUGUUCUUAACUCUUUUUGACAAGGUUGAUUGGUAGCAGGAGUCGGUUUCACAAAAAAACUGAAAGACUAGGAUUGGUCUUAACUUAAGUAUACUGAAUUGUUCAUGACUUACAAUCAAUCUUAGUCAUAAUUGUUUUUUUUGUAAAACCGUACCCUGAAAUUUAACUUAUUUACUAUUAAAAUAUCUAUAAAAUCUUUGUUCUUUCUGAUUAAAAAAAAAAAGAAGAGUUUGAUGUAAAUUGCAAUUUAUAUAAUUGACCAUUUUUCUUUAGUUCUAUUGUUAUCUUGACAGGAUUCUAUCAUUGGAAAAAAUAUUUAGACAAUAAUUUUUUAGGUAUUUGUGUUUAACAGUGAGAGCAAGGACAAUCAGGGUAUCCAAUCAAUACUGUGUGUAUUGUUUAUAUACUGAGUGUUAAAGAGUUUAGAAUGAAGAACUAUUUUGUUUUGUGUAGAUCUGAAUUAGAAUGAAGUUUUUCAUUUUGCAUUAUUAUUAAGGUGCUUAUUUUAUUUAGUAUAUAUUAAUAUAUAUUUUGUACAUGUAUAUGUAAUGUUAUGCUCUGAAUUUGCAACUGAAAAUUAUUAUCAGUUUUUAGAUGGACUUCGAUAAAGAGGUUAUGUUUGCUGAUUUUUUAAAUGUGUUAGUAUAGCAUGAAGUACAGAAUCUUAGCUGAUAUUUAAUUAAGUUAAUCAUUUCUGUUUUAAUCUCACUUAUAUCUUCAAGAAUAUUUUUUUUCAAAAUCCUUUCAAUUGUGCUUUCUUGGUGCUAGCAACGUGUUAACCUUGUAUGUUUAAAAUUUAUCUGUAUUUUAUUUUAUUUCAUUAAAUGAAACAAUGUUUUAACAAAUAUGAUUUUCAUUCAAAAAUCUUAUAAAUUUUUAAUUUUGUUAAUGAUAUUUUACACCAUAGUUAAACCAUAUAUAAAAUGAAAUGUCAGGUGUUAUGGUUGAAUAGAGUGAAUCCUCACAAUAUAAGCUAAUUAAGUUUGUCAUUGAUAGUUAUUAUUUUUUGGCAGUAAAGUUCACAGAUUUUUACUAAUCAUAUUUGCAUAUGCUGAACUCUUGCCAAAACAAACAACCCUAGUCCCUUGUCUCAGAAAAAAAGUAGAUUUUUAGUCAUUAUUAAUUCAUGCAAUUUUAAAAUUCAUGUAUUUUUUAGGGGAUAGUAAAAAGAUACAAACUUAUUCAGGUAUAAUUAUGAUAUAACAUUGAAAAUUUUAGAGAGACCUCUGUCUGAACAUUUGCAAUACUUAAUUUGACCAAAAUUGCUGAUUUAAUUUUCUUUAAUGAUGAAAUGAACUGUUGUCCUCUAUUUACCCUUUUGCAUUUUCAAUCUUUUCUUCACCAUACUUUUUGGAGAUUUUUUUUAUCCAAAACUUGUAUUCUUUCUAUUUUUGUUGAACUUCAUGAUGUUUUGAUAUUCAUACCAACUGUAUUUAGUCUGUUUUGUUCAGGUUGUCUGUUUUUGUAGCAUUGUACAUUUUUUAUGCCCAAUCAUUCCAAAUUAAGAUAACUUUGUCAGGUAUUUAUUAAUCUUUUUGUUUGUUUGUUUGCUGAUGUUUUACACCAGUUUCAGACUCCUUGGCUAUACAUGUAUCAUGACAGGAGACACAAGUAACAGGAAAGAACACACCAACUACAAAGUUUUUGCAACCUAGAAAAUUGAAACUGAUCACAAUUUUUAUAAGUUUCAUUAGGCGAGGUAGGUUCAAAAGUAUUGAUAAAUUUUUUAUUCGGCUGGUGCUACUGUUUUUUAACCACAAACCAUGUUCCAAAUUUCAAUACUGAAAUAUAUAAAGAGAAUGGUUUCCAUUAUGAAGAAAUCUCAAUGCAUUUCAUCCUUUAUUUUACAUUUGUUUGUUGAUUGUCAUAGAAAUUUGUUAUUGAUUAAUAGUCUAAGUAUAAGUAUUGUUGUUAAAAUGAUUACAUUUGAUAAUUUUGCUCUUAAUUUGUGCAAUAAAUUUUUAUUUUAAAAUAUA